AAGGGUAAUUACGUCCAUCGAAUAAUUACCAAAUAAAUACGUAGGGUAUUUAUUAGGUCAAUGAUCAAUUAAUUAGAUAAAUGGUAACUCAUGCCACAUAAUAAAAUCGUGUCCAACAAACAAUUGAUAUAUGCCCUGGCCAACAAACAAGCUAUGUGCCCUGGAGGAAAAGGUGGAAGAGAAGGCGGGAGCAAAGAAGCACACCCUGGCCAAAUCACCCUUUUCAGCCAGGGUACAUGCACAAAAAUUGAGGCGUAAGGUCAAGCUGGACGUGGAGAAAUUCACUGGAAAGGAGGAUCCAAAUGUCCACCUUGACACCUUCCACAAUGCAUCACAGAUGGCCGGGUGCACUGAUGCUGAGGAGUGCUUGCUCUUCUUCUCAUCCUUGAGAGGGAGACCAGUCGAAUGGUUUAAUGGCCUUCCCCAUGGCAGGAUUGGGUCCUUUGAGAAACUUGCCGAAGUUUUCCGCAAGAAGUACCAGGAUAAUUGCAUCAAGAGAAAGAAGUUCACUUACCUUAACACGGUAGGGCAGAGGGAGAGGGAGUCCAUGUCUCAGUUCUUAACUCGCUGGAGGGACGAGGUUGACAAAGUAGAAGAGAUGGACGAUAAGACGGCCAUGUCUUUGUUGAUGAAUGCCUUCCGGUCGGGUGACCUCUACACUGAAUUCUGUAGGAGGCCACCCUCCUCUUAUCAGGAAGCCUACAAUACGGCAUGGGAGUAUGCUGAGGCGGAAGUCCUGAACAACAGCAAGCUGGAGCUGGAGGAAGGCUAGCUAUACAAGGGUAAAAGCCGACAAACCAAAGGACGACCAGAUGGGAGGGUCCUAGCCGAGAGCCACAUAUGAUGGGUCUGUUCAUCAUAUCAAAUAAGGGAUGAGAAGAAAGGAGAACAACACAA
Molecule: messenger RNA, 897 nt
Organism: Cuscuta campestris
Lineage: Eukaryota; Viridiplantae; Streptophyta; Magnoliopsida; Solanales; Convolvulaceae
Source: the annotation of a GenBank genome assembly